AUGGCACACCUGAGAGACAGAUCCCACAGAAAGGUUACCGGGGCUCCGGAUUAUGACACCCCGGAGUUUUGGGAUGCCCGUUUUGCCCAAGGCCAGGAUGUGGGCGAAUGGCUAAACCCAGGCCAAGUACUUAUUGAUGAAGUGCUGUCCAACCUAGAGAAUCGGUCGCGUACUUCCAGCGGUGGACAAAGAAAACCGCAUGUUUUGCAUUUGGGACCCGGUGUUUCCCAGCUGGGAUCUAAAUUACGAGAGGCUUGUCUAGAUCGAGGAUGGAGAGCGAAUGGAAUUGUCAAUGUCGACUUCUCUAGUGAAGCGAUACGUAUUGGACAGACUUUCGAAAACCUAAGACCUCCUACUGAGGCAAUGAACUGGCACCGAGCCGAUUUACUCGCUUGGAAUGAUGUUGCCAAUCUCUUGCCGUACGCUCCAUUCGAUGUGAUCCUGGAUAAGAGCACUAGCGAUGCGAUUGCCACUUCGACCGACCAGAGUAUGGAGGCUACUGAUGACAUCUCCCAUAUUUGUCCGACCGUGCAACAUCUUCUUGCCACCGAUUAUAAGAUCAAUCUCUCCCCUGUCGAGUUACUGGCUCUGCAUCUAGUCCCGUUGGCUCAGAGAGGCACCGCUUGGAUCGUGUUGUCAUAUUCGACAUUUCGCUUUGAUAAUCUUCCAUAUCUAGCCAAAUACUGGACCUUGCAUUCCCGGACACCAUUAAAAGCACCCACGGGGCCCGUGUCGUCCUCGACUUACACUCCAGACAUAUUCCAUUGGGUAUAUAUCUUGAUUCGAAAAUGA
Molecule: messenger RNA, 792 nt
Organism: Penicillium angulare
Lineage: Eukaryota; Fungi; Ascomycota; Eurotiomycetes; Eurotiales; Aspergillaceae
Exons: 2
Coding region: 1-792 (263 amino acids)
Source: RefSeq, a predicted model, not a curated record